This is a messenger RNA of Fusarium sp. VM40, 606 nucleotides long. The record is from the annotation of a GenBank genome assembly. NCBI's taxonomy places the organism in Eukaryota, Fungi, Ascomycota, Sordariomycetes, Hypocreales, Nectriaceae.
AUGAUAACUCAACCCGUCCAGAGAAUACCACCUACUUGUGCACCCCUAUGUAAGACGCACUUUGAAUCUUAUGUACUCGAACACAUCACGCAUCUGCUCGAAAGCAAGAAAUCGAAAACUACUAAGAAAAGACCAGAACCGACACGAGUUCAGCCUAGACGAGCCGCAAAAGACAGCCAUAUUCUAGCAAAGGCCAAAAGGAAACGUGACACGGACCAAGAGUUGACCAAGUCCGAAGCCAAGCGGAGGAAAACCGACAACUCGGCCCAGAACUCUACCAAAUGGAAGGCAUUUUCCAAAGCAUUUGAACAGCAAGUAGACGAGAUCGCUGGGAAAGCUAGAGAAGAGAGAUUUGGUGACUGUCCUUUUGGACCUACGCCAUGGACAUGUCAUCUAUGCACAUCUGAAAUCGCCAAGUCAACGGACGGAAUGCUUCUUACAAAUGAAGAGCCUGGAGCUCCAGUUGCUGACAUGAGCCCCAUCGGAUGUUUCCUGGAGGUAAAUCUAUGGGAUGGUGUGUGGUUGGGAGAAUUGGAGUUUUCCCACUGCGAGGGGUUGUCUUACAUCCUUGACGCUUGUGGAGAGCCGAGGUUCAUGUUUCUAUGA